Penicillium nucicola is the source of this 1026-nucleotide messenger RNA. RefSeq names its product class I SAM-dependent methyltransferase. Bases 1 to 1026 code for a protein of 341 amino acids. Gene Ontology annotation, molecular function: methyltransferase activity. NCBI's taxonomy places the organism in Eukaryota, Fungi, Ascomycota, Eurotiomycetes, Eurotiales, Aspergillaceae. The record is from RefSeq and is a predicted model, not a curated record. The transcript has 3 exons.
AUGUCACAGCCCAAUCCCGAUGAACGCAUUCAAGUCGAUACAAGCGAUGACGACUCCCUCUUCGACACAAACUCCCUCCUGAGCUCCAACCUCUCCUUCGCCUCCUCAGUCCGUGACUACUGCUACGAAAAUGGCCGUCGCUACCACGCCUACCGACCAGGCCAAUACCCAAUCCCCAACGACGAAGAAGAACAAGACCGCCUAGCCCUCAUGCACCACCUCUUCCGCCUCCUGACCGGCGGCGAUCUCCACCGCGCCCCAAUCACCGGUCCCGCCAACACCAUCACGCCGCAGCGCGUCCUGGACGUCGGCACCGGCACGGGCGAAUGGGCCAUCGAAAUGGCCGAGACCUACCCCAACACCGAAAUCAUCGGCACCGACCUCUCGCCCAUUCAGCCGAACUGGGCGCCGCCCAACGUGCGCUUCUUCAUUGACGACGCGGAGAGCGAGUGGGCCUUUGGGCCGACGGAGAAAUUCGAUUACGUGCAUGCGCGCAGCAUGUGCGGCGGCAUUGCGGACUGGCCGCGGUUUCUGAAGCAGGGGUUUGCGUCGUUGAAGCCCGGGGGCUGGUUUGAGGUGCAGGAGUUUGAUUGCUGUGUGCGGUCGGAUGAUGGGACGCAUGAGCAGGCCGAGAGUUUCAAGUAUUGGAUGUCGUUGCUGGUGCAGGGGAGUCUGAAGCAUGGGCGGUCGGUGAGUGUGGCCAAGUCGUUUGGGCCGUGGAUGGUGGAGGCCGGGUUUGAAAAUGUGACGGAUGAUAUUUACAAGUGUCCGGUUGGCGGAUGGGCCAAGAAUCGCCGGCUAAAGGAGAUUGGUCGCGUGGGCAGAGUGACGGUCUUGGAGGGUCUGGAGCCUUACUCGCUGGCGCUGUUUACGCGCUAUAUGGGAUUUACAUACCAGGAAGCGCAGGAGCUCAUGGAAAAGGUGCGAGCUGAGAUUUUGAACCCCGCGUAUCAUCUCUAUAUACACUUCCACUACGUGUAUGGGCAACGGCCUCUGGAGAAUGACCAUGGGACCGAUACACCGUGA